This is a messenger RNA of Phytophthora nicotianae INRA-310, 1050 nucleotides long. RefSeq lists its product as hypothetical. The transcript has 2 exons. NCBI's taxonomy places the organism in Eukaryota, Oomycota, Peronosporomycetes, Peronosporales, Peronosporaceae. Bases 1 to 1050 code for a protein of 349 amino acids. The record is from RefSeq and is a predicted model, not a curated record.
AUGGCUGACCAAGGUCUUAAGCCAGCUAGAAUUCGCCGCGGCCUGCUGCGCAACUUUGAGCUCUGUACGAGCUCUCUGCCCUCUUUAAAGGUUGUUCAGCGGUUUGUUAAUCACGAACAGGAGUUCGAUGCUUUUACCUUUACGUGGAGAACCGACACUGAAGACAGACCUUAUCUGGGAAAAGGUUCUGAUGUGGACCCAUUUCUCGUCGGAGUCACGACCAAAGCGCUUCUCCGUAAGGCAGAUUGCGAACCAGUAACUUUUGUGUUGCACAUUGAUGUAACAUUUAAGUUAACUCAAGUCGACUACCCUGUAUUUGUCGUUGGCAUUUCCGACCGAGUUAGGGGGUUUCAUCUUCUUGCGAUAUUUAUUUCUUCGCAAAGAAAAGAGAAGCACUUCGUGGAAGAGCUAUUGGCACUUCGAAAGGUGUACACAUGUGUAACGGGGAAGCAGUUUGAAGUCAGAUACGCGAUGGGGGUCGCGGCAGACGCUCAGUACAACGCGGUGCAACGCGUACUGGGUGUUAACAACAAUCUAACUAUUCUAAUGUGUUUCUACCACGUUGCCGCCAAGGUGCACGAGAAGACAAAAGGGCUACAACCUGCACUUUACGCGACUGUGGCAUUUGGCCUCAAUGACUUACACUAUGCAACAACCGAAGCCCAGUUCCAUAUCACCCAAGCGCGCGUGCUGGACGAUUGGUCCUUACAUCCAGGGCUCGCUUCCUUUAAGGCGUACUUCGCGAGAGUGUGGCUUUCAAGCCGUUUCUGCCGAUGGCAGAUAUUCCACACGCCGCCCGCGUUUGCGACAAUAAACAAUCCUGUCGAGAGCUUCAAUGGUGCUAUUAAGCGCGACUACACUCUGCGCUCUCGGAUGAAAAUCAUCCAAAGCGUUUGCCGUAGAACCCACUCCAACCGUCACGUUUUGCUUAAUGAAGCUCCUGCCGACGACGUCGGUGCUGCGAGCGCUGAGGCGGUAAAUGUGGUGUCUCGGCGGGUUACCCGUAUCUACGAUCCUGAGACGAAACGCUCCCGUGAAGAUCUUGCGUAA